AUGCUGGCCGGUCGUCUUCUGCCUUCGAUUGCACGACCCUUGACCGCCAACCUCUCCAUCUCGCACCUCAACACCACCAUCACCAGCACCUCCGCGCACGUCCUCCUCACGGCUGCUCGCAGAUCCGCAUUCGUCCCGAGCAGUGCCUCACCCGCCAUCCCACACCGCCUGCGCACCAUGUCGUCCACACCCGCCCCCGCAGCCGAGGCCCAGCCGCCAAAGGAGCAGCCACCUCAGCAAAAGGCGCCCGCCGAUGCCUCCGCCGCCGAGGACGCUCCCCUUGGCCCCGACGGCCAGCCGAUGACCAAGUCGGCCCAGAAAAAGGCCGCCAAGCUCGCCGAAAAGGCGGCAAAGCAGGCCGCAAAGGACGCCCUCAAGGCCGAGCGCGGCGCAAACCAGGCCGCCAAUAACGCCGCCGCGCCCAAAAAGGAAAAGGUCAAGAAGGAGGUCAAGCAGGAGCCCGAGUGGGUCAACAACACCCAGCCCGGAGACAAAAAGGACCUCUCGGCGCCGAUGGAGAACGGGUACAACCCGCAGCACGUCGAGCAGUCGUGGUUCCAGUGGUGGGAAAAGCAGAACUUCUACCGCCCCGCAGAGCCCACCGAGUCCGACCCCUACGACCCGGCAAAGACGUUUGUCGUCCCCGCGCCGCCCCCCAACGUCACCGGCUCGCUCCACAUCGGCCACGCCCUCACCAUCUCGAUCCAGGACACCCUCAUCCGCUGGCACCGCAUGAAGGGCUUCCGCGUCCUCUUCAACCCGGGCUACGAUCACGCCGGCAUCGCCACCCAGAGCGUCGUCGAGAAGCGCAUCGCCAAGCUCGAGGGCAAGACGAGGUACGACUACGGCCGCGAAGCCUUCCUCGAAAAGGUCUUUGACUGGAAGGACGAGUACCAAGCGCGCAUCGCCAACCAGAUGCGCCGCCUCGGCGCCAGCUACGACUUCACCCGCGAGGCCUUCACCAUGGACAAGCCGCGCUCCAAGGCCGUCACCGAGGCCUUCUGCCGCCUCCACGAGGACGGCAUCAUCUACCGCGCCAACCGCCUCGUCAACUGGUGUGUCAAGCUCAACACCACCCUCUCCAACCUCGAGGUCGACCAGAAGCAGCUCAACGGCCGCACCCUCAUGAACGUGCCCGGCUACCCGGCAAACGAGCGCGUCGAGUUUGGCGUCAUUGUCUCGUUCGCCUACCAGAUCGAGGGCACCGACGAGCGCAUCGUCGUCGCCACCACCCGUCCCGAGACGAUGCUUGGAGAUACGGCCGUCGCCGUCCACCCCAACGACGACCGAUACAAGCACCUCCACGGCAAGAUGCUCGUCCACCCGUUCGUGCCCGGGCGCAAGGUGCCCAUCGUCGCCGACGCCAUCGUCGUCGACAUGGAGUUCGGCACCGGCGCCGUCAAGAUCACGCCCGCCCACGACCCCAACGACUACGAGGUCGGCGUGCGCCACAAGCUCGAGUUCAUCAACAUCCUCAACGACGACGGCACGCUCAACGACAACGCCGGCGAGCAGUUCAAGGGCAUGAAGCGCUUCCACGCCCGCCGCGCCGUCGUCGACGCGCUCAAGGAGCGGGGCCUCUACGUCGAGACCAAGGACAACCCGAUGACGGUGCCCAUCUGCAGCCGGUCCGGCGACGUCAUCGAGCCCAUCAUGAAGCCGCAGUGGUGGGUCAACUGCAAGCCGCUGGCCGCCGCCGUCGUCGAGCGCGUCAAGGCGGGCGAGAUGACCAUCGUCCCCGCCCAGAGCGAGCGCGAGUUCUUCCGGUGGAUGGACAACAUCCAGGACUGGUGCAUCAGCCGCCAGCUGUGGUGGGGCCACCGCUGCCCCGCCUACUUUGUCAACAUCGAGGGCAAGCAGCAGGACCGCAACGACGCCAGCCAGUGGGUCGUCGGACGCACCGCCGAAGAGGCCCAGGCGCGCGCCGAGAAGCUGGCCGGCGGCGCCAAGUUCACCGUCGAGCAGGACGACGACGUGCUCGACACGUGGUUCUCGUCUGGCCUGUGGCCGUUCUCGAUCAUGGGCUGGCCCGACAAGACCGACGACCUCAAGCACUUCUACCCCUCGUCGCUCCUCGAGACGGGCUGGGACAUUCUCUUUUUCUGGGUCGCCCGCAUGGCCAUGCUCGGCGUCUACCUCACCGGCUCGGUGCCGUUCCGCGAGGUCUUCUGCCACGCCAUGGUGCGCGACGCCCACGGCCGCAAGAUGAGCAAGUCGCUCGGCAACGUCAUUGACCCGAUCGACGUCAUCGAGGGCAUCGCGCUCGAGGGCCUGCAGCAGAAGCUGCGCGAGGGCAACCUCGACGAAAAGGAGAUUGUCAAGGCGGCCCAGGGCCAGAAGAAGGACUUCCCCAAGGGCAUCCCGCAGUGCGGCACCGACGCGCUCCGCUUCGCCCUGUGCGCCUACACGUCGGCGGGACGCGACAUCAACCUCGACAUCCUGCGCGUCGAGGGGUACCGCAAGUUCUGCAACAAGCUGUGGAACGCCACCAAGUUUGCGCUCAUGAAGCUCGAGGGCGGCUUCCAGCCGGCGGCCGACGAGCGGCCGACGGGCCACGAGAGCCUGGUGGAAAAGUGGAUCCUGCACAAGCUCAACGCCGCCGCGCGCGACGUCAACCAGCAGCUGGCCGAGCGCAACUUUAUGGCGGCCACGACGACCGUCUACAACUUCUGGCUGUACGAGCUGUGCGACGUCUACAUCGAGGCCAUCAAGCCCGUCACGGACCCGAGCUCGGCCGACGAGCGGGCGCGCGUGUCGGCGCAGAACACGCUCUACACGUGCCUCGACGCCGGCCUCAAGCUGCUGCACCCCUUUAUGCCGUUUGUCACCGAGGAGCUGUGGCAGCGGCUGCCGAAGCGCGCCAACGAGACGGCCGAGUCGAUCUCGCUCGCGGCGUACCCGCAGGCCAUCGAGCAGCGCGACGACGCGCGCGCCGAGGCGGCCUUUGACGACGUCUUUGCCGCCGUCCGGGCGGUGCGCGGCAUGGCGUCCGACUACGGCCUUCUGUCCAAGGUGCAGGUCUACCUCGAGUCGUCCGAGGCGGCGCGGACCGAGGUGCUGCGCAGCCAGUCGGACGUCGUCAUGACGCUCGUCAAGGGCUGCCAGUCGGUCGAGGUCACGUCCGACGCCAGCUCGAUCCCGGCCGGCUGCGCCGUCAGCUCCAUCAGCCCGUCGCUCAACGCCCACCUCAUGCUGCGCGGCCUGGUCAACAUCGACCAGGAGCUGGGCAAGAUUGAGAAGAAGCUCGAAAUCAACCGCCAGGCCAUCGAAAAGACCGAGGCGCCCAUGAAGCGCGAGACCGAGUGGUCAAAGACGCCCGAAGAGGUGCGCAAGGCGGCCGAAGAGAGGCUCGCCGCCCUCCGCGCCGAGCGCGAGGCCAUGGAGGCCGCCCAGAAGCAGUUUGAGAGCAUCCGCGAGUGA
Messenger RNA from Pseudozyma flocculosa PF-1, 3420 nucleotides. RefSeq lists its product as uncharacterized. The record is from RefSeq and is a predicted model, not a curated record. Gene Ontology annotation, cellular component: cytosol. Gene Ontology annotation, biological process: valyl-tRNA aminoacylation. Gene Ontology annotation, molecular function: aminoacyl-tRNA deacylase activity; valine-tRNA ligase activity; ATP binding. Lineage: Eukaryota; Fungi; Basidiomycota; Ustilaginomycetes; Ustilaginales; Ustilaginaceae. Bases 1 to 3420 code for a protein of 1139 amino acids. The transcript has a single exon.